Capsicum annuum is the source of this 333-nucleotide messenger RNA. NCBI's taxonomy places the organism in Eukaryota, Viridiplantae, Streptophyta, Magnoliopsida, Solanales, Solanaceae. The record is from the annotation of a RefSeq genome assembly.
AUGGAAAUGACUAUUUCGGCAGUUGGAAGAAAAGAUGGUUUUUUUCCUUCAUUCUUAUCUCCGGGUAAGAUAUGUUCCAAUUUUGGGGAGACUUCUUUUUUCUUUAUCUUACUUCCAAGUCGGUCGGGUAUCUCUUUAUGGACGAAAUUUCCCAAUUCGCACCGUCUUCUUCGGGUGGAAUGUCUGGGAACUCAAUUCCACCCAAUUCUGAUUCCACUAUAUUCGCGGCGGGGGGCACGGCCCGGGAUGAGAAUUUUGGCUAUCAAGAAACAAGGGAAGAUCUUUGUAAAAGAGAAUACUCAUAUUAUAUAUUCAUAUAUUCUAAAUAUAUAA